This is a messenger RNA of Cottoperca gobio, 5370 nucleotides long. RefSeq names its product protein FAM102A-like. NCBI's taxonomy places the organism in Eukaryota, Metazoa, Chordata, Actinopteri, Perciformes, Bovichtidae. The coding region runs from base 298 to 1530 and encodes 410 amino acids. The transcript is spliced from 12 exons. The record is from RefSeq and is a predicted model, not a curated record.
UGGCCCCUCGAGAUCUGAGACGUUCUUGCCUGACUGUUGAACUCGACUGGAGAGGGAAAAGUUGGGGAAGAUGCACUGAAACCGAGAAAACGUCCAAGAGCCCAGACUCGGUUCUCUGCAGCGGCACACAGCUGUACUCUUCUCACAAGUAUGAGGAGCGCCAGACCGACGGAACGGUCUAAACAAUCUUUCAGAGAUGACUGACCUUGAAGCAAAGAAGGAUUUUCAGCCCCUACUUUAAAGCCACAUUCAGUAUAUAAUUUUUUUCUGUGUUCAUUCAUUGGUGUUUAUCAUACCAUGAGCGCACUGCAGCAGCUGGGAACAAUGUCUUUUUUGAUAAAAAAGAAGAAGUUCAAGUUUCAAGUGCAAUUUACAUUGGAAGAGCUUACAGCAGUGCCUUUCGUCAAUGGAGUGCUUUUCUGCAAGAUCCGGCUGAUUGAUGGUGGGGACUUUGCCACUUUGUCAUCCAGGGAGGAGGUGCAGCAGAACUGUGUUCGAUGGAGGAAGAAGUUUUCUUUCAUGUGUAAAAUGAGUACUAAUCCAAUCACUGGAGUGUUGGACCCCUGCAUCUGCCGGGUCUCUGUACGUAAGGAGCUCAAAGGUGGAAAGGCCUUCUCAAAGCUAGGUUUUGCCGAUCUCAACAUUGCAGAGUUUGCUGGUUCAGGCUCCACAGUUCGCUGCUGCAUCCUGGAGGGUUAUGACACCAAAAACACUCGACAGGACAACUCUAUCCUCAAGGUAACAAUUGGAAUGACUCUUCUGUCUGGGGAUCCCUGCUUUAAAACACCUCCCAACACUGCCAAAUCUAUCUCUAUUGGGGACGAGGACCCCACCCUGCAGCUGGACUGUAAGGGGGAGAGCACUGAUUCCACAGUGCAGCCACCAGGAGGCAUCAUGGAGGGUCCUUGUGCCUUCAAACCCAGACAGUCGUCAGUACGUAGCUCAGGGCUUCCUGAGGAGGGAGAAUGUGUGUCCAGCCCAGAUGAGGUCUUUUACACUGGUCAUUUCCGCAGCUCCAGCUAUGCCAGCCAGCACAGCAAGAUCUCAGGUCAGAGAGCUUCCUCAUGCUGCAACCAAGGCUACAGCACAGCUCACUCUCGAUGCUCCAGCCUGACAGACCUCAGUCACCAUAGGAAUGCCUCCUCCAGCAGCAGUGUUUCCACUGGGAUCGCCCUGCCCGCCUAUCUACCUCCCUCCACCCCCACUGAGCUGCAGCGACAAGCAACUCCCACCAAGCCAGAGAGGCCUCCUCUCCCCUCUGCAGCAGCCCUCAUGUCCAACAGAUCCUCCAGGAGAAAGAAGGACACGGUGGAGAGGCAGCCCAGCUGUGUGGACGACACCCGCAUUGAUGCAGAUGACAUUGUGGAGAAGAUUGUCCAGAGUCAGAACUUUUCUGACAGCAGCAACAAGGAAGACAGCAACUUGAGACUGUUUGUCAGCAAAGAUGGGACCACUGCCCUCAGCGGGACACAGCUCGCCAACAGAGGAACUCCUGGUGUUUUUGAGCCGGUGGUCAUCGAGACUCACUGAAAGAUCUCCAGCCUCAUCAACUGGUCAAAGAUUCUGUGACAUCGGAUUGUCUGUGACUCUAUGUGCAAGUAUGUGCAUAAUUAUGUAGAAGUGGAACCUUUCUACUAUAUUUAAUUAGGAGGUGGGAGUUGUGUAACACAUGAUUACUGUAUUUUCUCAAAUAGUAAAUAUUCUUUUUUUUUUUUUUAUCUCAAAUGAAGAAAGAACAAGGUCUUUAUUUCUAUAUUAUAUUAUGUUAUAAGUACAUUUUAAAAUAUUCAGAUCUGUGUUAAUUCACAGUUCUCGUUGUUUGCUGUUAAUGCAGAAUUAAGAUGUCCUCUAUGUAUCUGUUUUACAUUAAAACACUGCCAGCAGUCCAGGGAAAUAGUUCCUCCUCUUUCCUGGGAAGCUUUUAUUAUAGAACGUCAGUGUAGAUUUUUAUUACAGCAGUUUAACGUUGACAAAGUACAGCAAAGUAGAAUCAAACACAAUUUAUUCAACAAGACAUACGAGAAACUGAGAGCAAUAAGGUACAUUAUGCAUGCAUUCUUUUCUCUUUUUUCAAGGCUGUAAUCUAAGCACUAUAAUAAAAUAGUAAAUAUUUGAGAAUUUACAGUAAUACAAUGUUAAUUUCCUCUACUUUGGGUGGGUGUCAAACCAGUCUCUGGCUCAGCAAGUUUAUGCAGCCAGUCAUUUUCUAUAGUGUCCCCUGGAAAAUGAGCAGAAUAAUCUGUAAAAAGCAGCUCAAUUUAAUAUUACUUUAAGGGAAAUGUUUUAUUUCACGCACUACAUUCUCAAUUUUACAUCAUACUUAGUAUAAAUAGUAUGUUAGUAUGCAAGGAAAAAGGUCUAUGAAAGAAUUUAGCUUUAUUGCCUGUGAUUGUUGUGUUCAUCAUUUCUGAAAAGAGGACAGGGAGAAGUCUGUUGUGGCGAAACACAACUUUACUCCUGCCUGUCCAUACGGCAGGUUAAUCACCUGCAGCUGGUAAAGGCAGCAAUCAGAAGGUGUUAGUUGGCAAACAUUGACAUUGAUUUACAUGCAAACACAUACUUGUUGCGGAAACACAUAAAAGCAUUGUUACAACUACAGGUGUACAAUGUAUUAUUUUAAAACGUGUUAGGCAAUAUAUUGCUGAUGUGACAUUAUCCUACAUUGCCUCAGAGCAGUGACAGGUCACUGACUCAUCAGUGUCCUGAAUGUCAAUAAAUCUAUUCACUGUACAGGGAUUUACUGAAACACACCCAGUGAAACUUUGACCAGUGCUAAGCGUACACAUUACUUGAACAAUACCCUGAAAACCACUGCAUUGUGGGAAUUGUAGUGCAACACUGAAAUACUGGUGCGUAUAGAAGGGGCUUGUCAACUCGUAAAACUGAACAUUUCCACAAGGACCUGAUCAUUUUUGCAAAAUACAGGACAGCCCAUAAUACCCAGUGUUUCAUAUCACAUGAUGGACAACUGGAAACAGUGUAUGCAGGUGAUAUCCAUAUAACUUGGAUUUCUCUAUCACAAGGUAUAAAUACAUCAUGCUCAGGCUAAAAGGAGACUUUAUUUUAUUGUAUUUUAUUUACAUCCCACUGCGGCUUUUUCGCUGGGCCAGUUCAUGUGAUGGAUUUACCACUGACUGAUGUCCACACAAGUCUAGUAUGAGUCCAUCAUCUUCUGGCUUUAUGAGUUGACGAGGACCCACCAAAUGCUGCACUAGAGCCAUGAAAGGCUCUGACUGAGGGUGGACUGAGUCAAAAUCUGCCUGGACCUGGAAUUUAAGCUUUUUUCCCCUUACUUGAUCACUGUAUAUACGUACUUAAUAUACUAUUUUGCACAGGUACUCUCUGAGGAAGAUUUUUAGAAACCACUAAAAGGAAAUGGAAAUUGGACGAUUGUCUAAAGUUUUUAUUUCUUUUUUUGUUUUUGUUUCAUUUCAAUGCUUUUGUUGUAGGACAGAAUGUAAUUUGGUGAAUCUGUCAAAGGCUGCUCUUAUGAGACACAAAGCCUGUAUUCAUAUGGCUGGCCAUAUGUAACCGUCCAUUCUCUGCACUUACUAAUAACUUUGAAUAUGAAUGCUCUUGUAAACUAAUCAAGAAUAUAAGAUUUUGUGGUGAUGUACUUGCUUGCUCACCUCUGAGUUUUUUUAAAACUUUGGCCGGAUUAACUCACAUUAAGUGCACACAGAUUGGCUGAGCCCAGGAUGCAAACUAUUUCAUGAGCAGAACAGCCUUAAAACAGGAUGUAUAGGAAAGUUACUUAGAACUGCAUUAACUGAUUUAAGAAACACAACACUGACAUAUUAUCACAUUAGCAACCAAUCAUUGAGAGAAGCUCAGAUCAAUGACAUGACAAGAAGAAUGCUGGCCUCUGAUUGGUUGCUGCCCUGCACAAUAUUUAAACAAAAAAAUAACUUCUGCCAGAACUCAUUUCAAUUUGUAGUUUUGGAAGUUUUUGUUUUGUGAGGUUGCAGCAAUUUAUUUUAGGACUGUUACUCAGUCGAUUAACAAGCAAUUCCUAUUUUUCAUAUCCUAGUUGAAUAACUCUGUCCCUGUCACUUUGCAUAGAGUUAACAAUGAUGUAGACCGGGUGUGGGCUGUAGUGAGGUCAGUCCCACAGCUGCAGCAGCACAAAGCCCCUGUUCAACCAGGACUGACAGCAUACAAUAGAUACGUACUGUUUGUGUCAAUGUGCCACUAUAUGCAUGCAAGACAUGCAUUUUUGACUGACCUUUUAAAAAUAAAUCUUUGCUCUUGUCUAUCAAGCCCUGUAAAUACUGCAUAAAUGAUCAAUUGUUGGCCAAUACUGGGGAACACAGGGGAUACUGGGGUGUCAUGUGGGGUUUCAGUCACAGUUUCUCAUAGCUGUCCACAUGAAAGCACAAAAACUAGGAAUAUUUAUACAGUAUUCUGUCAUUUCUGUAUCUAUAAACUGAUGUGCUAUUCUCUCUAUUCUCCCUAUUCUAAUAGUAGUCCAUAUGUAUCACUUCAUAUUUAUAAAUGUGUACAUUGCAUCUAGUAUAGAUGGGGCCAGUCCCUCCCUGUAAACAUGGAGUUUGUGGGGUUUCAUGCAAAGAACCAUGGUUACACGUGUAACCAUCCAAUCUUUUUCCCUUUUAUUUUCAGACCAGCAGGCUGGUCUACAGAUAUGUACAGAAUGAUAGGUAAAAUGUAAUAUUGUAUGAUGAGAUGGGACUGAAAGGAUAAACAGUCAUUAUUUACAGUAGAGGGUCAUGAGAGCACACGUAUAGUUAAGGGAACCGUUGUUAGUGAUUUGUUCUAGAAAUACUUAUUCUUUCCUUUGUACUUGACUGUGUGUUACCUGCGACCUUAUUAAAUACAUUUAUACAACUAAAUGUUUUUUGCAUGCGGUGAAAAGGUAUUUUCUUUCCUGAUCAUUUUAAAUUAAACAGAAUUGUUGCAUAAUUGGAUUGGGAUUAUAAUGCAUUUGUAGCUGUGAUACUGAUUUAAUUUUCAUAUGGAGGAGGUGAAGAGAAUAUAGAAACUAUUUUAACUUUUGUAAUUUAUUACAUUCAGAUUAGAUUUAGCAAAUUGGACCUAUAUUUGUCAAAGUAUGUAACUGAAAUUAGUCUAUAAGCAUGUAAAACACUUGUUAGCAUGAAUAUGUUAAAUAAAACAUUUCUGUCUAUAUUUUUGAUACACUUGAUGUUCUUUUUUUCCCCAAACAUAUUGUAACUCCAAAUACAAAUGUUUUCUCUCCUUGUAUUAAAAUGCCGGGAAAUGCAUGUAAAUGUCACAUCAACAGUUAUCUGUCUUGUUAAUAACUGUAGUUAAACACCGUCAGGUUGAGAAGCAAUUCAUUGUUAUUUGCAUAAACAUGCAUACCAAAUAAAAAGGUAACGCUUGGAAUCCGCA